This is a messenger RNA of Tetrahymena thermophila SB210, 1875 nucleotides long. Its product is annotated as sperm-tail PG-rich repeat protein. The record is from RefSeq and is a predicted model, not a curated record. NCBI's taxonomy places the organism in Eukaryota, Ciliophora, Oligohymenophorea, Hymenostomatida, Tetrahymenidae. The transcript is spliced from 4 exons.
AUUUCAAAGCUUAUUUAUUGUGCUUAUUUACCUUUAACAAAAAUAUACUUAUCUCUCAAAAAUAUAGUAAAAUAUAGUUUAAAUAGUAAGUAGAAAUGAAUUAAAACAUGUCUGAUAACAAGCGCAAACACUAAGAUGGGUUUUCAUUUGGUAUGAGAGGAACAAAAGGGGUUUCUUGUAUAGAUAGCGCAAUUACUUUUAACCCUGGAGUCGGCUAAUAUGAAAUUCUUAAAGGUUUUGAGGCUCAAAGUAAAAGCUCGUCCAAAACAAAAUUUAAAUUGUCAGAGAGGUUUAAAUCUUAACAAAUGCAAACUCCUGGACCAGGUAGCUACAAUCCUUUAUAAGCAUUCCUUUCGACAAAAAAGGAACCAUAAAAUUGCAAUAAAAGUACAGUAUGUGAAUCUAAUAGAAGCAAUAGGUCCCUUUUUUAAAACAGCAGUAAAUCAAAUAACCUUGGUCCUGGAUAUUACUACUUUUCUUAAAUGAAUGACACAUUUUUUAACUCUACAUAAAAUUCUAUUGAAAAAGGUAGUAAUUCUUUAGAUAAAACAAAAAAUGCAAGUGAGAGCUUAAACCUAAGUUUUUCAUAUAGAUUGAAAGGAGUUAAAUUCGACAAAUACUCAAAAAGAAAGUUAGAUCUGAUUGAUGGUAAAAAAUAAUAAUAUCCUCCAGUAGGCUCAUACAAUAUUCAAACAAAUAAAUUCUAGGAUUCCUUUACAUUUCCAAAGGAAAAAAGAAAAACUUUUGACUGUAUAAUUUCAGAAUCCCCAGGCCCUUGCUAGUACAGUAUCCAGAACAAUUUUUUCUCUUAAACACCAUAAAAUGCUUCUAACUCAACAUUACCAACCUAAAGGAGAUUCAUAAGGUUUGACUCUGUAGAAGAUACCACUCCGGGACCUGGCUAUUAUGUGUAGAAAGGCUUAAGCAAUUAUAAGUUUUCAACAAACAGCUCAUAUUCAUUUGGGAAAUAAAAAAAGGAGAUAACACAUAAAAAUCAAAACCCUUCUCCCUCUCAAUAUAGAAUUCUGCCUUUUAAACCUAAAAAUGUAACAAUAAUUGGAGAUUCUCAAAGACCAGGAGUUGGAAAUGGAGUACCAGGAGUUGGUAGUUAUAAUAUCACUUUGAGUCAAAUGAAAAAGCUAUACAAAUAGAAUAAUUUCACAGAAGACUCUGAAGAAAAUAAUAAAAAUUAAAGCAACCUGAGCUAAUCCAAAUCUACUCCCUAAAUAAAUUACAAAGAAAGAUUGCUCUAGCAGAAAAAAAUUCUUUUGGCGUAAUCUCCCAAUUUCGGAAGCUAAUUAUCCAAAAAUAUAGAGAUAGAAAAUAUCUCUUUAGGAAAUCUCAAAAAGCUAAAUACACCAUCACCUGCUUAUUACUCUAAUCUUUUGUAAGUAGUAAAGAAGUAACCAAUCUAGUUCGCUAAAGGUAACAGAAGAUAUGAAUUUUUAGAUGUCUAUAACGUAAAGCUCCCAGACGAGAGAUCUCCAGGACCCCUAAAAUAUAAAAUUAAUAUUAAUAAAUCCUAAGUAGGUGGCACACAAAGUUAACAAAAAAAAGGAGAUUUAUUUAAAUCAAAUAGCAAUCCAGGAGUAGGACAGUACAACAUAAAUAGAAGUUUAUUUCCUAAUUCAAACAAUAUGGAAUACAGCAUAUUUUCAAAUAAAGCUAGUAAAAAAAAGUUCAACAGAUUACCUAAGCUCCAAAACGAUUCUAAUUUAAUUAAAAGUUAUUUAUAUUGAAUUUAUUGACAUUACUAGUAAAUUAAACUUAAAUAUUUAUGGUUAAAACAAAAAGUACAUAAUUUAUGUGUGUUCAGGAAAUAACUUAUCUUCUAUAGGUUUAGUCAUAUUUAUCAAUAUCAUUGAUCAAAUUGAG